Molecule: messenger RNA, 1355 nt
Organism: Gigantopelta aegis
Lineage: Eukaryota; Metazoa; Mollusca; Gastropoda; Neomphalida; Peltospiridae
Product: U4/U6 small nuclear ribonucleoprotein Prp31-like
Exons: 6
Coding region: 198-1013 (271 amino acids)
Biological process (GO): spliceosomal tri-snRNP complex assembly; mRNA splicing, via spliceosome
Cellular component (GO): U4 snRNP; precatalytic spliceosome; U4/U6 x U5 tri-snRNP complex
Source: RefSeq, a predicted model, not a curated record
UAGCCGAUGUAUUUUUCGUGCUGGGGUGUCGUUAAACAUUCAUUCAUUCAUUCAUUCUUUUAAUAUGUUAAACAUUGAACUGCCACUGAUUGCUCACGUUUCAUUUAGCAUACAUUUCUCUCCUUGUCUGUGUGUCACUGAAUGUGAUCGACAUCAACAAAUGUAAAGCCGAGAUCUUGAAAUAUGUCGAGUCUCGGAUGACCUUCAUUUCACCUAACCUGUCAAUCAUUGUGGGAGCUUCAGUUGCUGCCAAACUCAUGGGUAUUGCUGGAGGCCUAACAAACCUGUCAAAGAUGCUAGCCUGUAACAUUUUGGUUCUUGGUGCUCAGAAGAGAACACUCUCAGGCUUUUCGACGACGGCCAUUUUACCUCAUACAGGCUUUAUUUACUACAGUGCUAUUGUCCAGAAGGCACCUCCAGAUCUUCGGCGAAAGGCAGCCAGAUUGGUAGCGGCUAAGUGUACUCUAGCUGCGCGCGUAGACAGCUUCCACGAAAGUCUUGAUGGCACCGUCGGUGACAGUCUGCGAGCGGAGAUUGAACUGAAAAUGGACAAAAUGACUGAACCCCCACCAGUGAAGACCGUGAAACCACUCCCCACCCCAAUAGAAACGUCUCGGAAGAAGAGAGGAGGGAGAAGAGCAAGAAAAGUUAAAGAGCGACUUGGUUUAUCUGAAUUGAGAAAACAAGCUAACAGAAUGAACUUUGCAGAGAUAGAGCAAGAUGCCUACCAGGAGGAUCUUGGCUUUUCUUUGGGCACCUUGGAAAAGUCUUUGUCAGGGAAGAUCCGCGGACCAGUGGUCGAUGCCAAGACAAAAGCCAGAAUAUCAAAGACGUUACAGGGUUUGGAAAUCGUCAAUCCUCAUGCAGCUGAAAAGAAAGUGCAAGAAGCAAAUCAGAAAUAUUUCUCGACUUUUCAGAAAAGUAGAAAAGAAAUGAAGAACCUUAUUACAUGUUUGAGUUUUUGUUUCAAGUCAGAUCAAGGAAUCUUUUUGGAGGUGUUAACUUUCACAUAGUGAAACUGCGAAUGGCUCAUUAUAUUAGAUCAGUUGUGGUUCAUUAGAUCUUUUUGGAGGUGUUAACUUUCAUAUAGUGAGACUGCGAAUGGCUCAUUAUAUUAGAUCAGUUGUGGUUCAUUAAAUCUUUUUGGAGGUGUUAACUUUCACAUAGUGAGACUGCGAAUGGCUCAUUAUAUUAGAUCAGUUGUGGUUCAUUAGAUCUUUUUGGAGGUGUUAACUUUCACAUAGUGAGACUGCGAAUGGCUCAUUAUAUUAGAUCAGUUGUGGUUCAUUAAAUCUUUUUGGAGGUGUUAACUUUCACAUAGUGAGACUGCGAAUGGCUCAUUAUAUUAGAUCAGU